GAACGUCACGGCAAGAGAUCCGGAGUUUGUUUAGUCGUUGAGACGGUAAAUAAACCGUGUUUUUCUCGGUAUGGCGGAGGCGCGUGAGCAGGACGAGGAGCGAUUGCGCGAGACUGGCGGCGGCGUGAGACGGAGAUCCGCAGAACACUCAGACAGGAAUAAACCAGAACAUCGUCAGUCCAGUCAAGGGCCGCUGUCGUCCAUCCGAGCUGUCAUCAAAAGAACAUCUACAAGAACGAGCUCUCAAAGCGACCAUCACAGAGACAGGAGGCAUCCAGAAAUCACCAUCCUGUCUGCUGAACCGCUGCAGUCUAAUGCCUGGUUUCCAGGGGCCUCUGGAGCUUUUCCUCCAGCCCCACCCCCUGCCCCGCCUUCUUGGACUGCAGCCUCGGCGACAGUACAGCUCCCUCCUCCCUCGUAUGAGCAGGUAAUCAAAGAAAAGAGCCGUGAACAGAGCACUCACUCCUGCUCUUCAUCAUCUUCACCUCCGGCUUCUCGUCACUCUACCUCCACCAUCGCCACGCAGACGGACACAGACUCGCCUGGCCCACAAGCCUCUGCUCGCCCAGUUCGCAGACCACCCAAGCCCCCUCGCCCGUCGCUUCCUCUCAAACCCUUGGACCCUCUCAUCGAAUCAGACCUGUCCGACUUUCCCGCCAGUAUUGAGCUUUCGACACAAGACACUUCGAUCAAACCACAUCCCGAAUCUAGCGUUCAGACUGACUUUGAUGACAUCAUCGCUGACACCAGUUCUCUAGACCCCGCCCCCACUGCCACGGCUUCCACUCAGAUCAGCUUUGAUUCCCCGCCUGAACUAAUGAAAGAGGAGACAAACGCACGUCCCAGACCGCGCCCGCGCAGCAAGGUCGCCUCACGGCUAAUCGCCUGUGAGGACGUUCUGGAUCAGCCAGUGACGAGAGAGGUGAAAGUUCAGACUCUAGUGCAUUUAAAGGACGAUGGGGCCAAUAGCAUGAUUGCCGAAUUCAGUGACGUUUCCUCGAACUUCUCCAGCAAAUACUUCCAAGACCUGCUAGAAGUGUUUGGUUCAGAUGAAACUCACGUCCUUGAUGCUAAACAAAGCCAGGCGAGUGAUGAAGAUGAAGAGAAGGAUACAUCUGCAUGCGACUCUGUCAUCUCCAAGGUAAUGCCUGAACCUGUAGAACCUUUAAAUAGACCACAACCACGACCCAGAACUCAAAAACCCAAACCUCUAAUCGCCCCAAAACCGUGUACCCUAGAAACUGAGGUUUUUGUGAGCGGAGAACCUAACGUUGAACAGGAUCCCUUCAGACACACCUCCAAUCCUCCUGUACCACCACCCAGACCUCUUCUAAACAAACAUCAGAGCCCGUCAGAUGUUUCCAGGGUUUCUCCAUCCACCAAACCUUCUGCUGUCCAUCCUGAGAGCACUCCUCUGAAGAACCAGAUGCCAACUGCGGCCUUUAGUCCAUCUGAGAGGAGAUAUUCAGAUGAUCAGGCCACAAACAGUUCUUCAAACACUCCAUUGAAGGCAUCACCAGUGACGUCCACCGACCGAAGUGUCGGAAAACGUCCAUCUGGCCCCAAACACUCCCGGCCGCCUCCACCUGUGCUCAGAAAGGCGUCGUCCUCCUCGCAGGUUGCUGACACUACAGUGAAUGUUUCCAUAGCGACAGAUGCCCCGGUUCCCCCUCUGCCCCCGAGACCCAGUGGUGGUCGACUCCUCCCUCUCCGCCCUCCUCCAAUCAAAGUGACCAAACCAGCAGGCCCCGCCUCCUCCUCACCCACUGCAUCUAAUCAGCUGCCAGGCAGCAGGGUGCCAAAGAGAGGCCCUCCCCCUCCCCUCCCACCCCGCCCGAAACCAGGACAUCCGCUCUAUAGAUAUUCUAGCAAAGUUGUUCAAGGAAAUGUGGAAGAAGAGAGUGCUGGCAAAGAGCAAGAGGAACCAUCUUUACGAGAAGAGGAGCAGCUUAUUGUCCUGGAUGAUACAAACACCACACACACACAACUCAGUACACUUCAUGAGCUCUGGCCGUCAGGAGAGGUCAAAGGUCAAGCUGUGACUGUCUCUGGAGGUCUUGACGCUUCCUCCGAGCAGCAGACACAACCAAACACACACAACAGGGGUGUGGCUCGAUUUGCAUUCAAGGGGGAGGAGGGAGAACUGACCUUCAGUGAGGGUGAUGUGAUCACUGUAACGGAAUAUGUAAAUGAGGAGUGGGGGCGGGGCAGUCUGAAUGGACGAAUAGGAAUCUUCCCUCUCAAUUUCAUCCAGGUGAAAGAGGAAGCUGAAGCGUUGCCAAGGAAACCGGCUUUGGAAUCACCUGUGCCCCCUGCAGGACAGAUGAACAGAGGAAGGGCACUUUAUGAUUUCUCCCCUGAAUAUGAGGAUGAACUCUGUCUGAAGGCAGGGGACGUGGUGUGUGAGCUUGAAGACAUGGACGACGAGUGGUUUCUGGGAGAGUUUGGUGGGAAACGUGGCAUCGUCCCUAAAAACUACAUUCAAAAAAUGCCAGACCCCUGAACACGUCCUAGAUAAAGAGGUUUAAAUUGUAAAAAAAUGGCAUUCCUAUCAUGUGCCUGAGCUUUUCUGCAUUUAGCCUGUUAGAUUCAACACACUUAAACGUGUUGGGGACGAUUAUUGGAUGUGUUAGUUUACAGCUCCUAUGAUGCACACAUGACUCAGUCGUGCGGAGAUCUUCUCAUAGCUGUACUGUACUGACUCCCGCGUGGAACAUUUACAAACAAUUACAGUCUCAUCUGUGUAUCUGUAUGUUGCCGUAUGAAUUUGUUUACAUUUUUAACCCACAUUAAACUGGUCAGUUAACGAAA
This is a messenger RNA of Myxocyprinus asiaticus (Chinese sucker), 2811 nucleotides long. RefSeq names its product SH3 domain-containing protein 19-like. The coding region runs from base 71 to 2503 and encodes 810 amino acids. The record is from RefSeq and is a predicted model, not a curated record. Lineage: Eukaryota; Metazoa; Chordata; Actinopteri; Cypriniformes; Catostomidae. The transcript has 15 exons. Gene Ontology annotation, molecular function: protein binding.